GGAAGAUUGACCAAUGAAUGACUUCUUCAAUGCAUGAUAGUGGUAAAAGUGCAACGUUGAAUUAUUGGUCCUUAAGUAUGGCAUGGCGGGGUGAGUGUGCGAUGAUGGAAUCCUCUUUACCCAACUUGUAAGUCGAAGGGCGCAUAGAGCAGCUCCUCUAGUAAAUUUCCGCUAUAUCUACAUAUGGGAUCAUGUUAAUCGCGCGGUCCACCAAGUCCGAGGUGCAUAGGGCUACCUUGUAUGUGCCUCGUUGUGUUUAGUCAUAAUGUCUCGAGAAAGAUAAAUGUCGAUGUAAUUACCCCACCUGUCAAGAGCUUCUUUAACUAUCCUGUAACCCACCUAGAUAUUCCAUAUCCUCAAAGGCCUCUCAUACAUAGCCAUCGAUCAUCGAACACGCCUACAAUGUCUAACCAGGAAAUUGCACUCUUUGACUUGCCCUCUAAACCACCUAACAAAGCGUGGUCGCCGAACCCGUGGAAGACUCGGCUUGCCUUGAACUACAAGGGUCUCCCCUAUAAGACGGAAUGGAUCGAAUAUCCGGAUAUCAAGCCCAAGUUUCAGGACCACCUUCCGAAAGCGGAUCUUUACACGAUCCCAGCCGUCAUUUUGCCUGAUGGUAAAUGGGUAAUGGAAUCGCUGGAGAUUGCCAAAGAGCUCGAGGCGAGGUACCCCGAGCCGAGCCUACAUCUAGAUUCGCCUUACAUAGCAAAGGUCUUCGAGCAGCUUACCAACUUGAGGAAGCCCACCAGCCCUGUCUUCAUCCCGGGAGUGCUCUUCAACAUAUUGAACGAAGCUAGCCAGGACUACUUCCGCACGACGCGUGAGAAGGCAGUCGGAAAGAAGAUGGAAGACUUCGCGCAAGAGGGCGGUGCACCGGCAUGGGAAGCUGCCGCACCAUACGUGCAGAAGGUCACCGCGUUAUUGAAGGAGAACCCUGAAGGCCCCUUCUUCGAGGGAAAGACUGUUGGUUUUGCCGACUUCAUAUGGGGUGGAUGGCUUCUCUUCAUGGGAAGAAUUAGCGAGGAUGCCAUUGCGGGGGCGCUGAAGGCUUCUGGAGAGCCCGAUGUCCACUUGAAGCUUCUUGAGGCCUUAAAGCCUUGGUCCGAGAGAGACGACCACUAGUCCUAUGAGGAUUGUUGCUAGUAGAACGAUUACCAAAUCUACAAUAAUAUUAAACAAGUGCCAUGUUAACGUAUAGAAAUGAUCCGACUAGUGGUUAAUGCAAAACGCAGUUAUCUCUGCUGGCCUCAAUGAAUAAGAAGGUGAUGCUAGCAAAUAGAGCAUUCGACUUAGAUGUUUGGUCGGACGUUGGACGGCGGACGAUGAA
Annulohypoxylon truncatum is the source of this 1327-nucleotide messenger RNA. RefSeq names its product putative glutathione S-transferase. The transcript is spliced from 4 exons. NCBI's taxonomy places the organism in Eukaryota, Fungi, Ascomycota, Sordariomycetes, Xylariales, Hypoxylaceae. The record is from RefSeq and is a predicted model, not a curated record. Bases 241 to 1122 code for a protein of 293 amino acids.